CCUGUUGUUGCCACAACCUCCGGUUUUGACGCAAAGUUAUCCGCUCUGCCUGGGGCAGUGGGUUCACUGACGUGAGAACGGAGGUACUGCAUACAAUACGGACUUGAAAACCCCUUCCCUUUUCCACGCGAAAAUCCACGAAUAAAAAAAAAAAAAUAUGAACUUGCCCUUGAUUAGUGGUUGUACAAUGGAAAAAAAAAUCCUGUGUUGGGAAUGAAAGAUGUGGACAAGCGGAUAUCUUGUUUACUGCGAUGGACAAACAAUAUCCAGUUCCUCUCUCUACCACCGGCUGGAUUGGCGCAACAAAUCUCAAGCAUUGGGUUGGACGCGGUUUCUGGUUCCUUCUGCCUACCUGCUACUUUCGGAGUCUUUGGUUCAUAUACCUCUUCUUCCCUCUGCAUUGUUUCCUAAAGCGCCUUUUGACUUUGGGAAACUCGUGUAUUUGUAUAACCAAACUUUUUGUCUAUUUUCAUUUUUUUUUAUCUCUCAUGUGGUACCUGUGUUUAUUCUUGUCUGUCUUAUCGACCUAUGUUUCUAGAUAAUGGAACGUGAAUGACUUUAGGCUCUUGUUUGUAAUUGA
Molecule: messenger RNA, 580 nt
Organism: Aspergillus ochraceoroseus IBT 24754
Lineage: Eukaryota; Fungi; Ascomycota; Eurotiomycetes; Eurotiales; Aspergillaceae
Exons: 1
Coding region: 221-538 (105 amino acids)
Source: RefSeq, a predicted model, not a curated record